Molecule: messenger RNA, 2678 nt
Organism: Alexandromys fortis (reed vole)
Lineage: Eukaryota; Metazoa; Chordata; Mammalia; Rodentia; Cricetidae
Product: nuclear body protein SP140-like protein
Exons: 21
Coding region: 165-2216 (683 amino acids)
Biological process (GO): regulation of transcription by RNA polymerase II
Cellular component (GO): nucleus
Molecular function (GO): DNA-binding transcription factor activity, RNA polymerase II-specific; protein binding; DNA binding
Source: RefSeq, a predicted model, not a curated record
GCGGAGCCCUCUGCACUGAGUUAGAGUUCAGGCUGACUUCCUGCUCUCAGCUGUGGGCCACAACUCAGGGUCUGGAAGCCUGUGAAGAGACCAAGGAUCAGAGCUCACCCUCCCGUGACCCUGGCAGGAGUUGAGAGACAGAAGGUGGCAGAUUCAGCAACAGCAUGUCCACAGGACACGAGAACACAGAAUCUAUAUUCCAGCUCUUCAGAGUACUUAAAUUGGAAAUUUCAGAUGCAAUAAAAGAUUUAUUUCCUUUUCUAGAGGUCCUCCGUGACAAUAAUGUCAUCAGCAAUAAACAGUAUGACGAUUUUCAAGAAUCCCGUGGAAACCUGAUCCCUGUACAAAAAGUGGUCUACAAAGUCUUGAAAGAACUGGAAGAGAAAAAUGACCUGGAGGCUCUAGGGUUAUUGUUCUGUAAGCAAAAUAUGAAGGCAUACCCUGAUUUGGAACACAUUUUAAAAAGAUUUAAAAAUGUUUUACCACAGAACAAAUUUUUGUCCAAAGAAAUUGAUAGAAGAGACCGGAACUCACAGCUCAGUGUUGAACAAGGACCUGGUGACAGCUGCUCUCAAGAAAGCCUGACCUGGUCACCCUCAGAUCCCUCCUCAUCUGAUGGCUGGAGAAGUACCCAGGGAACCCAAACUGAGAAUCGCCAAUUCUCCAUCCCUCAGAUUCACAGUGUUGUGAGUUUAUCUGAAAAUGGACUCUCAGAAGACCUCUAUGAAAUAGUAGACAUGAAAGAAAAUACCACCGGCGAUGACACUGAUGGACUGCAAUGGCCCCAAGCAGCCAGACCGCCAGGCCCAGGUUCUAAGCCAGAGGAGUCCUGUGAACUAAAAGUCCAACUGAGUGGCAGAGAUGCAGGCCUGGAGCCUCACAUACCAUUGCCCCGGAGCAACGAAAGAUCAGCGAUACCCAGCCAUGGGCUCCACACUAGCCCCUGUUCUGUGCCUAUGGAAAAUAUAAAGCAAGAAAAUUCUUCAUUUUUUUUGGAUGAUGAACAUCAGACCCAUGCAAGGACCGACCACAAUCAAGCCUCUGAGAUAAUAGACCUUACCAGAGAUAAUUCUGAUGAUGGACCCAGAUGCUCAGAGGAAUCCACCUCAGUCACCGGCCAGUCAACUUACACGGAGAGACGUACCAACAGAUCUUCACGAAGAGGCAGAAAACGAGGUCCAAGAAUUCACAAACAAAAAGAUGUGGAUUUUAGCCUUCCUGAGCUUCCAGUGACCUGUGGUAAUGCUAAGGGGACUCUGUAUAAGGAGAAAUUUAAGAAAGGCAUAUAUGAGAAGAGUAUACGGAGUGAGACUGGACGUUGGUUGACUCCCAAGGACUUUGAAUUCAAAGGAGGUCGCAAAAACUCCAAGAACUGGAGGCAAAGCCUGCGUUGCUAUGGAUGGACCCUGAAAGAGUUGAUAAAGAAAGAAUUGCUGCCGAACCCACAAAGGAAAAAGGAAAAGUCCCCCUCCCUCGUCAGCCCAAAGAGCAAUCAGGGCUCUCCGUCCCGUGGGAAGUCCAAGGAAAAACCUCCUCCGUCCAGGUCUCGUAAGCUGGAAAAUUCAAGACAUUGUAUGGUGUGCGGCGGGCGACGGAGAUUGCGCCCUUGUGUUAGUUGUAGAAAAUUCUAUCAUAAGAAUUGCCACAUCCCACCUGUGGAAGACAAGAGUGACCCUUGGAGUUGUGUCAUCUGCAAGAUAAAGGAUCAGGCAAAGUGCCAAGAAAAUCAAGCAUGCCAUAGGGAAUCUGAGGUCCUGAAGAGGAAGAUGUUGCCUGAGGAGCAGCUGAAAUGUGAGCUGCUGCUCUUGACUGUCUAUUGCCAUUCAAAAAGUGUCUUUUUUAAACUCAAACCAAAGCAAAGGAAAGAAGACUUUCCAGCCCUCCAGAAACAUAUGUGGUUAGAAAAAAUCAAGAACAAGCUGAACAAGAAGGCAUACCACUCGGUACAACAUUUUGUUGCAGACAUGCGCCUCAUCUUUCAGAACCACAGCAUAUUUUACAAAAGUCACAGGAUCAGCAACCUUGGAGUCAAAGUAGGAAGUCUAUUUGAGGAGACUUUCAAAAGAAUUUUUUCAAUCCAAGUGUACAUCACAAUGUUGAGCUGUCAGGUGCUGAGGGAGCCCACUGAGAAGGUGACUCUGGAAGCAGGAAUGUACCCCUCCCCAAUUUUAAACCCAAGUAUGCUGCCCCAAAUGUCUCCAAAGCAGCUUUUCUAAGGAUGACCUGGCCCUUUGAACCAGUGACUGAGUGGAGAUACCAACAAAAUAGACCAAAUGUGAAAACAGUGUCCUUGAGAAGAACUAGAAGGGGAACCAUGGCAAACAGAUAUUACAGUUGUUUAUCCUAUGUAAAAUGGAAAGGAGAAGCCAGAGAGAAAACUCAGCUGGGAACUGUGGCUGACUGCUCAGCUUCCACAGACAGUUUCUGCUGACUGCCAUGCGCAUCCAAUUUGAUGAUGUUGUCUCUCUGUUGCUGUUUAUUCUUCAACCUGGAAGCCUCACCAAAUGCUAACUCUGGUCUGCCCUGGACUCCACUGGAAACUCCAGACCCCACCCUCACCAAUUCUACAGACAUCCCCAGUCAGUUCCCCCUGGAUAUUCCAAGUACAUGAUGAGCAAUGAUUUGUUGUUUUUCUCUUUGGCUUGUUACAUACUUAAUAAACUCAUUCAAAACUCAAA